AUGGAGAAUCAUGAUCCUCUCAAAGAAAUUGUGAACCCUCAACAGUACAAAAUCAUCAAGGACCUUGUCCACAAUCCUGAUGCAACAGUCGAUAACGCCCUCCAACAAAUUGUCGAUUUGAUAUUGACCGCACACGCGACUCCCAAUGAAGAGGAAUAUUUCACACCUGGCAAUGUUGACUAUUACACCUCCUUGGGCCUGAUGAAUCUCGUUCAGGACUUGGAGCCAACAAAGCACAGGAAGCUGGUUGAGUUUCUCUACGGACUCCAAAAGCGGACGGCACGGGAUCCCUCGUCAGGCGAGCCAUUUAGAACACAGGGGAAUAUUUUCUGGACAGACCUGCCAUCUUGUGGGUAUACAGAACUGGAAAUAUGGCAGGAGUUUGGCGGUGGUUAUAAGGAUCCGGGCACACUCAAACUGAGAAACGAGCAAAGACAACGAUGGCUGAAACUUACAGCAUUUAUCGCCCAGUUCAACCAGGCCGCGGAUGUGAGCUAUGAACCCCCACUGGACCAAGGAUACAACAUCCAUCCCUUGGAUAGGCCGCACCGGGCAGUGCAGACGUUCCAGCUCGUCCUUGAAAAUGACGACGCCCCCAUGCACAGGCUUGCGAAGACAGCUACCAUGGAGGCUACGUGCAUAUGGUCCAUCUAUAGUGCGGAUCGGUUGUGGAAAAUGUCCGAUAUGGUCGGACUUACGGUAUGGACGCUGGAUUGGGGCUGGGGUGUACGAGUUUCAAGGAUCGGUGGAUAG
Aspergillus chevalieri is the source of this 753-nucleotide messenger RNA. RefSeq names its product DUF3632 domain-containing protein. The transcript is spliced from 2 exons. Bases 1 to 753 code for a protein of 250 amino acids. Lineage: Eukaryota; Fungi; Ascomycota; Eurotiomycetes; Eurotiales; Aspergillaceae. The record is from RefSeq and is a predicted model, not a curated record.